Molecule: messenger RNA, 592 nt
Organism: Aphanomyces astaci
Lineage: Eukaryota; Oomycota; Saprolegniomycetes; Saprolegniales; Verrucalvaceae
Exons: 2
Coding region: 1-420 (139 amino acids)
Source: RefSeq, a predicted model, not a curated record
AUGCACCACAACACCGAAGUCGUCAACGCCGUGCGCCGAGAGCGCGGUUGGAACGCCAGUCCGGAUGUGGCGUCGAAGCGCGUGCUUCUCAUGGACGACCAAAGCGGUCGUCCGGCCGCCUACCGGGCCAUGAAGAAGGCGAGUCGCGCCGUCUCACAGGGCAGCUGUCCGCUCGCUGACCUCGACUCGAAGCCGACAACAAGCCGGAGUGGAACAAGAGCUCGACCUCCACUCGAAGCGGCAAGUCAACAGAACCCAAGUACCGCGGCAAACUCGCAGCGUGUAGUGGCCACUCAUCGAAUGAUGGAGCGCCACGUCGUAGUUCAAGAGCACGAAGCCCGCGUUGUGCAACUGGCACGUCUCGAUCUUUUGCCACUGGACCACAAGUUGGCGUGGAACGCUAGCCCCACGUCGCCUUAGAAUGUGUCGCUGCGGCCCGUCCACUAGCACUCGCGGAUGGCCCCGUGGCUGCCAAAUGCAACCGCGCAGUUCCCCGUGUCGUCGCCCUGCACACGUUCCCGUGGAACCCAAGCUCCUAUCCCAAGUCCAAGGCCUGUCUGUCCUCGUGCGCUGGAUGCCGUCGUGCUGUCGG